Rhizophagus irregularis DAOM 181602=DAOM 197198 is the source of this 2133-nucleotide messenger RNA. NCBI's taxonomy places the organism in Eukaryota, Fungi, Glomeromycota, Glomeromycetes, Glomerales, Glomeraceae. The record is from RefSeq and is a predicted model, not a curated record.
AUGAGGAUCCUGACACUUGGUCUCUUAACACUCCUCGCUUUCCGUCUCCUAAGGCUUUCUUCUUGCGAAGUCCUGGGCCCUGACAGCUUUGUCUUGCGCGUGGAGGCUGAAGGCUUCAUGCACUUUCACGAUGUUGAUGCGUUGGAGCGUUUUGUGACUUCUGCUCCCUCUGGUCGCCAAGUUUUUCAUGAGUAUAUUCGCAAGGGUCAGCUUCAGAAGAUUAAGCUCGAUCUGGAUGGUAACGAAGCGCGCCUUGCGAAAUACCCUGACCCUCUCCUUAUCGCCGACUCUGCCCCCUCUGACGCCUCUGCCGCUGCAAGAUUGGUUAUCACCAGCCACCGCCUCCCUGUGUGGCGCGAUAUGACUCGCCUCACUGGCUCUCCUAUUCGCCAUGAUGAUAUUUUCGUCGCUAACUCUUCCAACCGGUCUAAGUGGAGCGUCCACAUUAUUCUGCCCACAUUCUUCGUAAAUGGUGCUGCCAAAGUGAGGAAAUUUACUGACAACUUGCUGCAGCUCCCCUUCCUCCAGCAUUUUCGCGCCUCUGGCAUUCUCGAUGAAGGGGUUAACAAGAACAUUCAGAACUUUCAUUUGGCGGGCUUCCAUAAGCGGUCUGACCCCUCAAGGGUUAAAGUGAUUCGUACGUCUCAUUCCUGGCGUGACUCCCUUAUCACCUUCAUAGAGCCUGGGGAUGUCGAGCUCUAUCCUUACUUAAAGUCAUCUGCCGCUCCUGUUCCUGUGAAGGUUCCGGAUUCUCCUUCUGCGCAAGAUCUGGAUCAGGUUGUGAAGCUUGUUGUGAAACGCUUUCCUUUUCUGGCAUUUCACGGUUGCGUUGCUGGGCGUGAUGACUAUGAUCACCUGUACCCCUCUCUUUGUGACGUCUGCAAUUCUGGCUCAAAACACACGAGCGAUAACAUGUACAGCGUUUGGCGCGGCGCUGCGUAUUAUCUCCACUGCUACAGGGCCUCCGACACCGCUGAGCCUAUCAAGAUCUUUGAGGUGUCCGCUAAGAAGUUGAAACCUCCCAGCAGAGCUGCUCUCUUGGCUGCCCGCCUCUCGUCGCAGUCGAGUCGCAGGGGUCUAUACCUUUGGACCUCACCUUCUCUCGCGUUGCCUCCGAUCCCUCUCAGAUUUAUGAGGAUGAGCGAUCUUAAGACCUGGGAUGGUUCUCUGGCAACUGUGUUAAUUCUCUCUGGUCGUCACUCACUCGCUCAUGGUCAGAAGGCCCUCUUCGCGGGCUUCGAGCUCUACCUCGAUCACGCGUCUGUCUCCUUCUCCCUCUGUGCGAAUCCUCGCCUGAUCAUUAGCCCCGAGAGCCUCUACAAGAUUGAUUCCUCUGGUUAUGACGUGAUUGUCUUGGACGAGUUCGAGACUAUCACCCAGAACUUUAGCGGGCUCACCAUGAGGAAGCCUGCCCUCUGCCACAACAUCUACAAGUCCCUGCUCCAUGAUGCUUCGCUCGUCUUGGCCUUGGACGUGUCCUUGGAUACUUCCGGAGUCACUCACCUGCAAGAUCUAGCCCUAAUUGGCUCUGAAAAUAGCUGCGUUCACUGGAACCGGUACUUGCGCAAUCAGCGUGAGGCUCGCUUCUACAUUUCUAACAACCGAUGGAACUCCGAGCUCCUGGGGUCCCUUGAGAGCGGCCUUAAAGUCUAUAUCCCCAUGUUCUCCAGCCCUGAAACCGCCUUGGCCUUGCAUCAGAAAUUGGAAAGUCUGGGCUUUCGCGGUCACUGCUUUACCAAGCUCCUCAGUGAAGUCGAGAAAAAAGAGACUUUUGCUGAUAUUAACUCUGCCGUGCGUGGCCUCGACUACUUGAUUGCCACUCCGGUUAUGACCUGUGGUAUCAAUAUCACUGUGGCUGGUUUCGACGUUGCCUUCGCCCAUUUUCGCACCAACGCUGGCAUUUUUUUCUACAGCGCUUAUCAGAUGCUUUAUAGGGUUCAGAUUCUCUGUAGUCAGCGCGUUCACAUCCUCACUGACCUGCGCAGGGACAGUCUUCCCGUGUUUUGCGAGGACCUUCUCGCUUUCAUCGCCCACUGCUGCAACUACGCCAAGUUUCCCAAACUUGAAGAGGCCCACUGUGAGCGCAUCCUCACUACUGAUGGGCAUUUUGUCCUUAAACUUUGUCCCGCCUAG